GCUUUAUCCGCGUCUGUCCACAUUUAUCUCAAUGGCUGCCGCGAACGAACCACGUCCCACCUGAGAGGGAGCGGUUCAGCGGCGUGGACAGGACCAACAAACCCAAACUUAGCCCCAGUCCGGCUCCGUGCCUGCGUGGUGGGAUUUACCGCACUUUCUAAGGGGCAGAUUGUGGAUCCUGCAGGAAGAAAAAAGAGGGGGACGUGAACGGAGGUGCCUGCAGCUCGGCAGUCCCUGGCUGUAAUAUCCGGCAGCGUGAUGGAACCAGCCGACCGGCCGUCCACGGCUGGACACAGACUGGGCGCCCCCGACAGCUUCGGGGUGUCCACCCUGGAGCCGGGCCUGCGCCCGCCCUCCCAGGCUCCGGGGAGACUCGUCUCCAUCAGGGUUCAGAUGCUCGACGACACGCAGGAGGUCUUCCAGAUAUCGCAACGCUCUCCAGGUAAAGUGCUGUUUGACCUGGUUUGUGCACAUGUCAACCUGACGGAGGGGGACUAUUUUGGACUGGAGUACCAGGACCAUCGGAGGAUGAUGGUGUGGCUGGACCUCCUGAAGCCCACACUGAAGCAGAUCAGACGGCCUAAAAACACCAUCCUUCGUUUUGUGGUGAAGUUCUUCCCACCUGACCACACGCAGCUGAUGGAGGAGCUGACUCGGUAUCUUUUUGCCCUCCAGAUUAAACGCGACCUGGCCUGCGGUCGGCUCAUCUGCAACGACACCAGCGCCGCCCUCAUGGUCUCCCACAUCAUUCAGUCUGAGAUUGGAGACUUUGAUGAAACGCAGAGCUGGCAGCACCUCCUCCACAACAAGUACCUGCCCGACCAGGACGCCAUCAGAGACAAGAUCACCGACUGCCACCGGAAGAAUGUCGGGCAGACUCCAGCAGAGUCGGACUACCAGCUCUUGGAAAUCGCCCGGCGGCUGGAAAUGUACGGCGUCCGUCUGCACCCGGCGAAGGACCGAGAGGGCACUAAACUCAGCCUGUCUGUGGCGCACACCGGAGUGCUGGUUUUCCAGGGCUACACAAGAAUUAACUCCUUCAACUGGUCCAAGGUUCGCAAGCUGAGCUUCAAACGGAAAAGGUUCCUCAUCAAGCUGAGAGCCGACCCCGCUCAGAGCGCCCAUCACGACACGCUGGAGUUCACCAUGGCCAGCAGAGACUGCUGCAAGGUGUUCUGGAAGAUCUGCGUGGAGUAUCACGCCUUCUUCAGACUGUUCGAGGAGCCCAAGCCCAAACCCAAACCCAUCCUCUUCACCAGAGGAUCUUCAUUCCGCUUCAGCGGCCGAACCCAGAAGCAGAUCAUCGACCACGUGAAAGACACCGAUCCCAAGAAAGUUCCAUUUGAGAGGAAACACAGUAAGAUUCUGUCCAGCAGCGGCAUGUCGCCUCAGUCUUCUUCCAUCAGAUCACAAGUGCCAAAUGAGAGUGCCGUGUCAGUCCUGUUAGCGGACCAGCCCGACUCGGCCAGAUUGAGCCAGGAGGCGAAAUCCAACGGCUCGGGGGAGCCGGCCGUGGCUCCCGCCACCAACGGCUUCCACGUCAACAUGUCCAUGUCGGACCAGCUCCAUCAGAACCACCACGGCGCAGGAUCAGCACCAGACCAGCGUCCUCUCAACCCAGAAGGCCCCGGUUCAGAGGAAUCUCCGCUGGGUAGUCCCCAUGUGGUCGUUAACGGCAACGGCUCGCUUAAUGGACAGGUGAUGGGUAGUGCCGGAGUCGUGGGUGUGGAUCCGAGUCCCGAGGGACAGCAGUUCUCACCGCUAACCAGUCCGCUGCUCACCGAGGCCGGAUACGUCCGCAAUGAUGAUGAAGAUGAAGCCAGGAGGAAGAAGUUUCCCACAGACAAGGCCUACUUCAUAGCUAAGGAGCUGUUGACCACAGAGCGGACCUUUCUCAAAGACCUGCAGGUUGUAACGGAGUCCUUCAAGAGCAUCGCGGGGAAAGAUGAGGCGUUCCCAGAGUCUGUUAAGACCCUGAUCUCCACCCACUACGAUCCGGUCUACAGGUUUCACCAAGGAUUCCUCAAAGAAACGGAGCAACGCCUGGCGCAGUGGGAGGGUCGUUCCAACGCCCACAUUAAAGGAGAUUAUCAACGAGUUGGUGACAUUUUACUGAAGAACAUUCAGGGUCUCAGGCAAUUGACGGUUCAUCUCCAGAAGCAUUCAGAGUGCUUGGUGGAACUGGAACGGGCCUGUAGGUCCAAUCGGAAGGUGGAGACCUUGUGGCGAGAGUUUGAGCAGCAGAGGGUUUGCUACCUCCCCCUCUACAUCUUCUUCCUCAGGCCUCUGCACCGCCUGCUGCACUACAAACUCAUCCUGGAGAGGCUCUGCAAGCACUACCCCCCCACCCACGAAGACUUCAGGGACUCCAGAGCGGCUCUAGCUGACAUCUCAGAAAUGGUGCUGCAGCUUCAGGGAACGAUGAUGAAAAUGGAAAACUUCCAGAAGCUUUUAGAGCUGAAAAAGGAUCUGACCGGCAUCGACAACCUCGUCAUCCCUGGGAGGGAGUUCAUCAGGCUUGGUUGCCUCAGCAAACUCUCAGGGAAAGGCCUUCAGCAGAGAAUGUUCUUUCUGUUUAGUGAUUCCUUGGUGUACACAAGUCGAGGGAUGACUCCGUCCAACCAGUUUAAGGUUCAUGGCCAGCUGCCUCUCUACGGCAUGACAAUCAGAGAAAGCGAGGAUGAGUGGGGAGUCCCUCAUUCGUUCACGUUGUUUGGCCAGCGCCAGUCUGUGGUUGUGGCUGCCAGCUGUGCGUCAGAGAUGGAGCGGUGGGUGGAGGACAUCAGGAUGGCCAUUGACCUGGCGGAGCAGAGCAGCAGCCCCAGCGCUGACCUGCUCUCCACCAGCCCGUCUGACAACAAGCUCUCAGAGGACGGCGCUGAGCAGGAGUCGGAGGAAGAGCUCUGCGGCUCGCGCUCGUCCCUGGAACGUCAGGGUCACCGUGGCAACACUACGGUGCACGUCUGCUGGCACCGCAACACCAGCGUGUCCAUGGUGGACUUCAGCAUUGCUGUGGAGAACCAGCUCUCAGGUAACCUGCUGAGGAAGUUCAAGAACAGCAAUGGAUGGCAGAAACUCUGGGUGGUCUUCACUAACUUCAGCCUCUUCUUCUACAAGUCACACCAGGAUGAAUACCCUCUGGCCAGCCUCCCUCUGCUGGGAUACUCCGUCACCGUGCCAGCCGAGUCGGAGAACAUCCACAAAGAUUACGUAUUUAAACUCCACUUUAAAUCUCACGUGUACUACUUCAGAUCAGAGAGCGAGUACACGUUUGAAAGGUGGAUGGAGGUGAUCCGCAGCGCGACCUGCUCCACCAGCCGGUCCCUGCCUGGCACCAGGAAAGACCUCUAUUGAUGAAACCUUUUUUUUCACUUUAUCAUCAUCCACUUUGCUCUGACACUCACCUCGGUGAAGAUCUGGACUUCAUGCUGCACAAAUAAGAAAGACUUGAGGAAUUGUGUUGCACGCUGAAGCCACUCAGACACUAAUUAAUACUUCUGAAUUCACACACACACGCACACACACACACCUGCACUCAGAGGUCCACCCGAUCACACACUCUCUGCACUUCUGCUGUCUGAGGGGUUUUUCUCAGAUUUUUUUAAAUGCCAAACUGGAACUUGCUGGCAGUGUUCUUCACUUGUAUUUUAUUUUAAUUUCCUCUUUAUUUCAAGCUGCUCGCGUGCACACACCACCGGUUUACUUUAAGAAUAUUUGUAACGGCUUUUCUCUUCAUUUCAACCUGCAGCGAAGUUGUCCUGGAGCAGAUUUGAUAAAGGAUACGUGGAAGGAUGUGUAAAAGAUGUGUGCAGCAUCUUUUACUAAAUGUGAUGCCAGUUUGGACAGUUAGAACCCACGUUUUCUUUUUUGUAAUGCGCCUUUUUGUACAGUAUUUUUGAUACACUGUGAAACAUUUUGUUUUUUUUCCCCCUCGUUUGUCUGGUUCGAGGGGACAGAUGUAUUUCUAAACACUUGAGACCUGCUUCCAAAGCCAACAGAGAUUAUGAUGAUUGAUCACCAAUUAUCUUCUCCUCUUCCAGCUCUCUGGAUCUUACUAUUUUAAUUAAAAAUGAGAAACGAUCGUGUUGAUAUCAGAAAUAAAUUAGAAUAAUCAGCAGUGAUGUCAGUGUUUGUGUGUGUGUUGGGGGAGGGGGUUAACCUCAUUAUGAUUAUGAAACCCUUGAAUGGUUAGAAUAACAUUUCAAAUGCAAUAAUAAGAUCUAAAAUGGAUUAGAUUUUGUGAUAAAUUGGUUCAAUUAAUAAGACACUAUAAUCACAGAUGGGAGGUUUUACAGAAAGAGGAAGUCACGGUAGCUUGUCCUGGUGAAUGAUUUAUGUCCUGGCUGAGAAUGAGUUAAUUUUCUUGACCCUGAUACACACUUUUUCUUUCUAGUUUACAAAGCCAGUGGUCACGGGACGGGCAGCGAGCGGAUGGUGAGCAGAUAUUAAGUGAAUACAGGUAACA
Messenger RNA from Cololabis saira (Pacific saury), 4465 nucleotides. Its product is annotated as FERM, ARHGEF and pleckstrin domain-containing protein 1-like. Gene Ontology annotation, molecular function: cytoskeletal protein binding; guanyl-nucleotide exchange factor activity. The transcript has 28 exons. Gene Ontology annotation, cellular component: cytoskeleton. The record is from RefSeq and is a predicted model, not a curated record. The coding region runs from base 259 to 3354 and encodes 1031 amino acids. Lineage: Eukaryota; Metazoa; Chordata; Actinopteri; Beloniformes; Belonidae.